Alexandromys fortis (reed vole) is the source of this 1659-nucleotide messenger RNA. Its product is annotated as protein lifeguard 2-like. The coding region runs from base 1 to 1299 and encodes 432 amino acids. The transcript has 11 exons. The record is from RefSeq and is a predicted model, not a curated record. Lineage: Eukaryota; Metazoa; Chordata; Mammalia; Rodentia; Cricetidae.
AUGGCGGCCGGCUCGGGCGGCCCUCGCGGGCGGAGCGACACGGGAAUGGCGGUCGUCGGCCCCGACCGCCCAGGGGUCGGCCCGCCACCCCGGCGCCUGGACGAGCGGGAGAGGCAAGGUCUGCGGUGCUGUGGCGCCCGCACCGGUGUCCAGCGGCCGCCGCUGCCCCCAGCAAGCGGGAAGCGGGCGAGGGCAGCCCGGGACCCGGCCCUGGCGCUGGGCCGCCCGCGGGGGACGCAGGCCCGCUCUGGUCAGACGGUGGACCCCGGGGUGGACGGGGCAGCAGGGACAGCAAAGCCCGACCUCCGCCCACCGGCGCUUCCGGCGGCGGGCGGAGCUUCCGGCGGCGAGCUGGGCUCCCGGGCAGGGCGUGGCGUGGCGGGCGGGGCCAGGAAAAUAGACUUGGAGGUCAGUGAGCCAGUCAACUAUAGCUCUGGAGAUCACAAAUACCUGGUUCAGAAAGCAGCAAUUAAAGGUGUCCGUUCUAAUCUGGAACAGCCCUUCACAUAUUCAUCCAGAGACACACCACAAGAAGCCAUAAAAUACCCACAUCCAAAGAAUAGAGAUGGAGCGAACACUUAUGCAGUACAGAUUUCAGAGGACGUUACCCCAGAUGAGAGCACCACAGCUGCACCCAGUCCCUUCGAAGACAUGUCUGUUCGUAGAGGCUUCAUCAUGAAAGUGUUCAUUAUCUUGUCAGUUCAGCUGCUCAGCACUAUGGUAAUCAUCAGCAUAUUUGUUUUCUGCAAACCUGUAAGGAAGUGGAUAAUUGGCAUCCCUUGGUUCAUGUACGCACUCUUCCCAGCUGUCCUGGUUGUCAUCAUUGUGCUUGCGUGCUGUAGGGAUAUCCGACGCCAAGUGCCUGCCAACUACAUUCUCCUGGCAUUAUUCACACUUCUGGAAGGUCUCAUGCUAGGGAGUAUGUCAAUUUUCUACAAAGCGGAAGAGAUACUAUGGGCAGCGGGAGCAACCACUCUGGUGGCAUUAGUGCUUACUUUAUUUGCUCUACAAACAAAAUGGGAUUUUACCAUGCUAAAUGGAGUGAUGUUUGUUUUCCUCAUUGUGCUUAUGAUCUACGGGAUUAUCGCACUAGUUGUACGAUCAUACUGGUUACAUCUGGUGUAUUCAGCACUUGGAACACUGAUCUUCUCCAUGUACCUGGUAAUGGACGUGCAGAUGAUGGUUGGGGGGCACUACCAUUAUGAGAUAGACCCCGAAGAGUACAUUUUUGCUGUUCUGAACAUCUAUGUGGACAUCAUCAACCUUUUCAUUUUCAUUUUGGACCUGAUUGGACGAUAGCCAAUGGCCAAGGCUGGCUUAUGCUGAGAAGGAAUGUGGGAUGCCUGUGGAGUGUUGCCAGGCGCAGGCACUCAGUGGUGACCACUCACAGCUCCUUCCAUAGUUAUUUGUUUGUUUAUUCAUUUAUGUCAAAAGAAGUAAAGAAUUCAGUAGAUGGUUUCUGUUAUACUUAUUUCCCUUGUCAUACGGUAAAACUUUCUUAUUCAUAUGAAAACAUUUCAGAUUCUUAUAAAUUCAGAAAAUGAGUAUCCUAAUUAUAUACUGACAUAUAUUUAGAAGGUUUCCAUUGCUUUGUUGAAGUUUUCUAGGCAAGAUUUAAAGCUGUAAAUACCCCUACAUAAAUAAAGCUGAUUGUAGAAA